AUGAACUUGGCCCAACUCAGUGCCAGUGGCGGCUUCCUUCACUUGAAGCAUGCCCACAAUCGCUUAGAGACGGUGGUUGAGAAGGAGAUCAAACAGUCACCGCAGCAGCGAAUGUCUGCGGAGGGCAUGGAUCCGAAUAGCAUGGAGGUCCUGGCCAUCAAGCACACGAACAGAAAACCCCAAGAGAAGUGA
Messenger RNA from Cladocopium goreaui, 192 nucleotides. Lineage: Eukaryota; Dinophyceae; Suessiales; Symbiodiniaceae. The record is from the annotation of a GenBank genome assembly.